GUAAUGAACUUGAUAUUCACAGAAAAAAAGAAGCUUCAUCUUUUUUUAUACCUAGAGAAAAUGCAAAGGCCACUGAAUCCUCAUACAAAGUGUCGUUAUUAAUUGCAAAAACAGGAAAGGCGCAUUCCAUAGGCGAGACUUUGGUCAAACCAGCAGCCAAGAUAAUGACAGAGAUCAUGCUUGGAGAAAAGGCUAGUAAAGAAAUAAACAAGAUACCUUUGUCCAACGACACUGUCAAGAAAAGGAUAACGUCAAUGGCUGAAAAUGUGAAAGUUCAGCUGGUGUCACAAUUACAGCAGAGUCUGUAUUUUUCACUACAGCUGGACGAGUCCACAGAUAUAGGGAACGAGGCAAAUCUUUUGUGCUUUGUUAGGUACAUUUACUGUGGGGAAGUACAUGAUGAAUUUCUUUUCUGUCGUCCUCUUCCUACAAACACAACAGGAGAGGCUAUCUUUAAUGUAGCUAACGAUUUUAUUGUCCAAAAUGAACUCUCCUGGUCGCGAUGUGUUGGAAUCAGCACAGAUGGUGCAACUGCGAUGACUGGUAAACUAAGGGGCCUAGUGAGUCGGGUACAAAGCAUUGUACCACAGGUAAAGGCAACACAUUGUUGCACUCACCGUGAACAACUUGCUGUGAAACAUAUGCCUACCUGUCUUAAAACAGUUCUGGAAGAGGCAGUAAAAAUUGUCAAUUUCAUCAAAGGGAAAGCACUGAACACCCGCUUAUUUACAGUUCUGUGUGAAGAGAUGGGAAGCGAACACACAAAACUCCUUUACCAUACAGAGGUUCGCUGGCUGACACGGGGAAAAGUUCUUUCCCGUCUCUUUGAACUUCGUGAGGAAGUGCAAAUUUUCUUGUAUGAACGUCAUGACCUCUAUAAUCGAAUGCAUGACACCCAGUGGCUCACAAAACUGGCAUACCUGUCUGAUAUUUUCAGUACACUAAACGGAUUGAAUCUGUCUUUGCAAGGAAAAGAUACUACCAUCUUUAAAGUGCAGGACAAAAUACAGGAAACACGAAUGAAGCUGGACUUGUGGUGCGGCCGCAUUGACCGCAAAGAUUUUGAGUCUUUUCCUUCAUUAGCAGAUUUCCUGCUUACUUCCAAGGAAGAGCUAGAUGGUGACACAACACAAGCUUUCAAAGCCCAUCUGCAAGGCCUUCACUCAGAGUUAGGAAAAUAUUUUGAAGAACCAGACCCAAGCUUUGAGUGGAUUAGAAAUCCAUUUGUUACAGAUAAAGUAGAUAUAGAAAAGGUCAGUGUCAACCUGUCAUCAAAAGAGGCUGAUAAUCUUGUCGAGAUUGCAACAAGUGGGACACUGAAGACCCUAUUCAGGGAAAGAAGUUUGGCCAAUUUUUGGGCUCAAGUCCAGCCAGAGUACCCUGGACUUGCAGAAAUUGCUUUGAAACACUUGAUGCCGUUCCCAACAACGUACAACUGUGAAAUUGGAUUUUCUACACUGGUUGAUCUUAAAACGAAGAAGCGCAACCGAAUCAAUGUCGAACCCGAUAUGCGACUGAAACUCAGCAGACUGGAACCAGAUAUUCCAACAGUAGUGAGGCAGCAAAAACAGUAUCAUUCAUCGCAUUAAGUAUGGUUGUGAGAUAUGAGGA
Messenger RNA from Eriocheir sinensis (Chinese mitten crab), 1611 nucleotides. RefSeq names its product zinc finger BED domain-containing protein 5-like. The coding region runs from base 165 to 1589 and encodes 474 amino acids. NCBI's taxonomy places the organism in Eukaryota, Metazoa, Arthropoda, Malacostraca, Decapoda, Varunidae. The transcript has a single exon. The record is from RefSeq and is a predicted model, not a curated record.